UGAGAACUUAUCAAAAAUCCCUAUUCUAACAAAAAGUCUCCAGUACAGCCAAUAGCGCAAACAGAAAAAAACUAGAGAAGAGUCUUAUAACCUCAAAAAUACACCGCUUCGAAAUACGAAAGAAGUACUUUACAGCUUCAAAAGAAUAGGCUUGUGAACACUUGUGAAUAUACAGUAUUAAGAAGCAUGGAUGUCCAACGGCAUUCCGUACACACGCUAGUGUUUAGGUCCUUGAAAAGAACUCACGAUAUGUUUUUAUUAAAUCAAGGAGCCCUACCUCCAGAAGAUCCCAUUUUGCAGCAAAUGAAGAAGAUUAUAAAAGCAAAAGACUGUUAUGGCCCAGUAUUAGAUCGUGUUAAGCAAAAUAACAUAGCCAAAGUGCAGGAAGAGAAUGAUACUGCGGAUCCUCCACCACCAGGAGAUGAAACCUUUGGAGUUAAUACUACCUCAGCAGUUGUUCCUUACAAUAUUACAAAGGGAAGCACAAGUGUAGUAUCGAUAAGUGCAGGAAGCAAUAUAGGCAGUGGUGCACUCACAAUGCCACAAAAGAAAACGCCCUCAAUGGCAAAACCUAAGUGGCACGCGCCAUGGAAAUUGUAUAGAGUUAUCAGUGGUCAUCUGGGAUGGGUGAGAUGCUGCGCUGUGGAGCCUGGAAACGAGUGGUUUGCCACGGGCUCAGCUGACAGAGUAAUCAAAAUAUGGGAUCUGGCGACUGGCAAGUUGAAGGUUUCUCUAACUGGUCACAUAAGCUCUGUUCGCGGUCUUGCGUUCUCACAGAGGCAUCCUUAUCUGUUCUCUUGUGGGGAGGAUCGACAGGUCAAGUGCUGGGAUCUGGAAUAUAACAAGGUGAUCAGACACUACCAUGGUCACUUGUCAGCAGUGUAUUCCAUGGCGUUGCAUCCCACCAUAGACGUACUGGUAACAGCGGGACGAGACUCCACUGGAAGAGUGUGGGACAUGCGUACCAAAGCGAACGUCCACACGCUCGUCGGACACACCAACACGGUAGCCAGCGUAAUCUGCCAGUCCGCCGAGCCACAGAUCGUCACCGGCAGUCACGAUUGCACAAUUCGCCUGUGGGACCUGGCCGCUGGCAAAUCCAGGGCCACUCUGACGAAUCACAAGAAGAGCGUACGCGCCCUGACGUUCCAUCCGUCUCUGUAUAUGUUCGCCUCGGCUUCGCCAGACAAUAUCAAACAGUGGAAGUGCCCAGAAGGAAAGUUUAUUCAGAACUUGUCAGGCCACAACGCUAUAGUUAACUGCCUGGCAGUAAAUGCCGACGGGGUACUGGUCUCCGGUGCUGACAACGGUACCAUGCAUCUCUGGGACUGGCGAACCGGAUAUAAUUUCCAGCGGCUCCAGGCGCCGGUACAGCCCGGUUCGAUGGACAGCGAGGCUGGGGUGUUCAGCAUCACAUUUGACAUGUCGGGCACUCGCAUGAUUACGACAGAGGCCGAUAAGACUAUUAAAGUAUAUAAGGAAGAUGAUACUGCUACCGAAGAAACGCAUCCAGUUGACUGGCGACCCGACAUAAUAAAGCGAAGAAAAUACUAAACUCUAACUUAUUCCCAUGUAUAUAUAUAUAUUGAUCUAAUUAAUUUAAUGCGACUAAGCGUAAUGUGGUCAAAAAGUAUUUUUUAUAUAAGAUGAUUUCGCUUUGAUUUCCAGAUUAUAAUGGAUAAAACUAUCAAAGCUGCAAUAAAAAAAUUCUACCGAGA
Solenopsis invicta (red fire ant) is the source of this 1718-nucleotide messenger RNA. It is a transcript of the gene Tango4, whose product is annotated as pleiotropic regulator 1. The transcript has 6 exons. Gene Ontology annotation, molecular function: protein binding. The coding region runs from base 187 to 1554 and encodes 455 amino acids. Gene Ontology annotation, cellular component: precatalytic spliceosome; Prp19 complex; catalytic step 2 spliceosome. The record is from RefSeq and is a predicted model, not a curated record. Lineage: Eukaryota; Metazoa; Arthropoda; Insecta; Hymenoptera; Formicidae. Gene Ontology annotation, biological process: mRNA splicing, via spliceosome.